UGUUUUAGUUUAGGCUAAAGUUGAAUUCAAGCGACGUCUGAGAGGCAGACGCGCAGAGGGGAGCUGUGACGUCACUCAGCGCAUAAAGUCCUUCAGGGAAAGCAGCGCUGAGGCGCAGGAGAGCAGUGUGGGAAGUUGUCAGUGUUGGCUGCUGUAUCGUGACCACUUAAGGAGAUGUGAGGAGAUCAGAGGGGCAGGCGCUGCCCACUGUGAAGGAAAUGAUGCUUGAAAGUACCAGAAGUCUUUAUUCGUUAUGAGCAGUAAACUGGACGAGCCGCUCGAUUUCAGCACCCAGGACAGUUCACAGCUGGCGGAAUGAGAUCGUCCCUGAGUGAAGAUGGCGUGCAGGAACUUGUCAUGUCCAGCCUGACGUCCAAGAUCCUGGACGUGCGUGUAGGGCCCGCGCAGGACACAGCGACGACUACAGCUUCAAGUUUUAUGGAGAAUGAAACCAGCUGUGGAGAGCAAAUCCUGAGCUAUGGGAAGACGGAGAAAGUGCUCAUAGGAGGAAUUCUGACCAUGCUCACCUUCUUAACCAUCUGCGGGAAUUCGCUGGUGGUCAUUUCCGUCUGCUUCGUGAAGAAGCUGAAACAGCCCUCUAACUACCUGAUCGUGUCUCUGGCAGUGGCGGACCUGUCCGUGGCUGUGGCUGUGAUGCCUUUUGUGAGCAUCACUGACCUCAUAGGAGGACAGUGGAUCUUUGGGCGCGUUUUCUGUAACGUCUUCAUCGCUAUGGACGUGAUGUGUUGUACAGCGUCAAUAAUGACUCUCUGUGUGAUCAGUAUAGACAGGUAUCUCGGUAUAACAAAGCCACUGACAUAUCCUGUGAGACAGAGUGGAAAGUGUAUGGCCAAGAUAGUGCUGUCGGUAUGGCUCCUGUCUGCUUCAAUCACACUGCCUCCUUUGUUUGGAUGGGCACAGAACGUGAACGACGACAACGUUUGCUUGAUCAGCCAGGACUUGGGCUACACCAUCUACUCCACAGCUGUGGCCUUCUACAUCCCAAUGUCCGUCAUGCUAAUCAUGUACUACAGGAUAUACAGGGCGGCUAAAGUAAGUGUGGCCAAGCAUGCCAUCGCCAUCAUACCUAAGGCCGAGGAAGCCAGUGUGGACUGCGUUUCUGCCGUACUGAAGCUCCAGAGGGAUGCUGAAGAGUGCGCAAGCUUUGCUCGUCUUUUGAGGAGUGACCGCAGGAACAUCUCCAUCUUCAAGCGUGAGCAGAAAGCAGCAGCUACUCUGGGUAUAGUGGUGGGGGCCUUUAGUGUGUGCUGGCUGCCUUUCUUUCUGUUGUCAACUGCACGGCCCUUCAUCUGCGGCGUGACUUGCAGCUGCGUGCCCUUAUGGGUGGAGAGGACCCUGCUCUGGCUGGGAUAUGCCAACUCCCUCAUCAACCCCUUUAUCUACGCCUUCUUCAACAGAGACCUCAGGACCACCUACCAGAACAUCAUCUGCUGUCGAUAUCGUAACAUCAACCGUAAACUCUCAGCAGCCAGUAUGCAUGAGGCGCUCAGACUAGCAGAAAGGCCUGAGGUCACAAUGUAGGUCAUUUUUAUUGGGAUAAAUAUUUAAAAACAAGGUGUCAAAAAGUGUUCAGAAAGGAAUAGUUUGGCAAAACACUGAGCCCAAAUGCAACUGAUCAACCAAGGUGUUCUUUAGUUUAGAACUGAAGCUACUACACUAACAGUACUAAUAGCUGAAGAAGUCGGAAGAGUCAAUAGUCACCCAAGCUGUUUCCCAGAUACAUGCCGAAAUUGUCAUAUAUUAGUUUCACGUUAUGUUAAUAAGAUACGUAAAUUUGUAAAAAUAAAGGAUUAUUUACACAUUUAAGCUACAUUAUCAUCUGCAUAACGUCCUGCAUUCAGUACUGUUCCAACUUUAUUCUGGGAGCCUGAAGCGCAGGGUGUGUUGUGAAAACCUCACUUUAAACACGUAACUAAAUCUAAAUCUAAAUCUUUCAACUUCACUUUAAAAGAUUUAGGGGUCAGAGUUCAAUUAAUGCUUUGCAUUUAAAUAAAUCAUAAUUUGAUCCUUAUAAUUAUCAAAGGCCUGAACGUAUAAUUUACUUUUUUUGAAAUAGAUUUUUUCAAUAGAAUGGUCCAUAUUUUUCUCCGUAAUUUUAGAACAGUAUGUGCAAAAAUGUAACAUGUUUUGAGGUGAUUCCAAUAGAAAAGCUCUCUCAUUUCCAUCCCUAUGUAGGUAUCUCGGGAUAACAAAGCCACUGACAUAUCCUGUGAGACAGAGUGGAAAGUGUAUGGCCAAGAUAGUGCUGUCGGUAUGGCUCCUGUCUGCUUCAAUCACACUGCCUCCUUUGUUUGGCUGGGCACAGAACAUGAACAACGACAACCUGUGUGAAAUUUUUAUAUAUUUGUUUCAUGUUAUGUCAAUAAGCUACACAAAUUUGUAAAAAU
Messenger RNA from Pygocentrus nattereri (red-bellied piranha), 2408 nucleotides. RefSeq names its product 5-hydroxytryptamine receptor 7. The coding region runs from base 316 to 1542 and encodes 408 amino acids. The transcript is spliced from 2 exons. Gene Ontology annotation, cellular component: dendrite; plasma membrane. The record is from RefSeq and is a predicted model, not a curated record. Lineage: Eukaryota; Metazoa; Chordata; Actinopteri; Characiformes; Serrasalmidae. Gene Ontology annotation, molecular function: neurotransmitter receptor activity; G protein-coupled serotonin receptor activity. Gene Ontology annotation, biological process: vasoconstriction; G protein-coupled receptor signaling pathway, coupled to cyclic nucleotide second messenger; smooth muscle contraction.